Messenger RNA from Schizosaccharomyces cryophilus OY26, 5648 nucleotides. Its product is annotated as nucleoporin Nup189. Gene Ontology annotation, biological process: RNA export from nucleus; protein import into nucleus; post-transcriptional tethering of RNA polymerase II gene DNA at nuclear periphery. The coding region runs from base 63 to 5453 and encodes 1796 amino acids. Lineage: Eukaryota; Fungi; Ascomycota; Schizosaccharomycetes; Schizosaccharomycetales; Schizosaccharomycetaceae. The record is from RefSeq and is a predicted model, not a curated record. Gene Ontology annotation, molecular function: structural constituent of nuclear pore. Gene Ontology annotation, cellular component: nuclear pore; nuclear pore cytoplasmic filaments. The transcript has a single exon.
CCUCCACACAUAUCAUCCCAGGUGACCAACACCAACAAAAUACUAAGCAUAUAGUCCUUAUAAUGUUUGGACAAAAUAAUUCUUCUGGUUUCGGCGGAGGAACUGGGGGUUUUGGACAAAAUAACCAACAGACCGGAGGUUUGUUUGGGUCCAAUACUAAUACUACAGGGAAUAGUUUAUUUGGUUCCCAAAACAAUACUACAAGUGGCUUUGGACAGAACACAGCUCAACCUCUUUUCGGAUCAAACUCAGGAGGGAGUUUGUUUGGUAAUCGCAACCCAGCUCCUGCUUCAACAGGUACAGGGUUUGGAAUGUCUUCGGGAACCGGAACCGGGACCGGGACCGGUUUAUUUGGUCAAUCUAGCACUCCUGCGUUUGGCGGUACGAACACAUCUGGUGGCGGUGGCCUUUUCGGUAACACAGGCGCUGCUGCUGCUCCGUCUACUGGUAGUGCAUUUUCAUUUGGAUCGAACAACGCAGGAACGACUGGUGGAUUUGGUAGUGCUCCUGCGAACACUGCUCCUACCGGUGGUUUCUUUGGAUCACAAAAUAAUCCUUCUGCAAGCACUGGAUUUGGUUCUCAGCCUUCUGGUGGUGGCUUGUUUGGAUCAGCAUCGACUGGUCAAGCUCCUGCUUUCGGUUCCUCGGGAUUUGGAGCAGGAAGCACGAAUACGAUCAAUGGUACGGCUAAUCCUCCUUACGCGGUAACAUCUGAGAAGGACGCACAAACUAAUGGUACAAGUGCCUUCCAGUCCAUAACGUGUAUGCCGGCGUAUAGGCAGUAUUCUUUUGAAGAGUUACGCUUACAAGAUUAUAAUCAAGGUCGUCGAUAUGGAAAUCCUGCGAAUGUAACUUCUACUCCGUCGACUUUCGGAUCAACUCCAGGAUUUGGUACUUCUACUACUGGUUUCGGUCAGGCAGCCACUCCUACUUCAAAUUCUAUCGCUCCCUUCGGAUCUUCUAAUACGAAUACUAAUGCUGGUGGAGGUCUUUUUGGUGGCGGUUCUGCAUUCGGUGCUAACAAUACGAAUACCACAUCUGGAUUUGGUGCAAAUACUGCAAACACUGGAGGAGGUGGUGGUUUAUUUGGCCAAUCAAAUCAACCAUCAACAACUCCUUCAACUGGUUUAUUCGGCGGCGGCUCGACAUUUGGACAACAAAAGCCAGCUUUCGGUUUUGGUUCUAAUACAAAUACUGGUGGCGGAGGGCUUUUUGGCUCUUCUACCUCUAACACCGCUACAAAUACUGGUACAGGUACCGGCGGUGGUUUGUUUGGCAAUACUGGAGGUGGCUUCGGAGCAAAUAAUACAACUACGGGAUUUGGUAGCACAGCCCCAAGUAAUCCACCCGCAUCUAAUACACCUGGUGGUGGUUUGUUUGGAUUUGGUAACAAUUCAGCUUCCGGACCAAAUGCGCCUCCCAGUACAGGCCUCGGCACUGGUGGUGGGUUCUCUUUUGGUGCCAAUAACGCCGCUUCUAAGCCAUCGGGAUUUGGAUUUGGCUCCACUGUGGGUACCGGUACAGGUACAGGUACUACUGCUCCUGCGUCAUCGGGUUUUUCUUUUGGUCAACCCUCUAGCACAACUCCUAAGCCUGCAUUUGGGGCUAGUCCUGCCGCACCCUCUACUAAACCUGCUGGUAGCGGUUUAUUUGGUGGAUUCGGUGCUGGUAGCGCGCCUUCUGCAACUACAAAUAAUACAACUGGUACCACAGGUUCUACAGGAGGUUUGUUUGGUAACGCAGGAUCUACUGGCGGAGGUUUAUUUGGGAACACCAAUACUGGUACUGGUGGUUCAGGUCUUUUUGGAAAUAAUACGAAUAACCCUCCCAGCACAGGAGGCGGUUUAUUAGGAUCUAGUACAAAUAAUACCUCGGCGCCGGGUACUAGUCUUUUUAAUAAGCCAUCAACAGGAACUGGAUUAUUUGGUUCUAGCAAUACAUUUCAGCAACCUUCUACUGGUUCGUCUGGGUUAUUUGGAUCAGCUAACGCCAAUAAUCAAACGCAACCAUCGACUUUGGGUUCUGGAUUAUUUGGAGGUGCUUCUCAAAUCGGGCAGCAGCAGCAGCAGCAACCUCUUCAAGCCAGCAUUGAUCAGAAUCCAUAUGGCAGUAACCCAUUAUUUUCUAGCACGGUUUCUCAAGCUCCACCAACUACGAUACAGGAACCUAUUGCUUCACCUUUAACAACCAAGCCUGCACCAAAGAAGGCAGCUUCAUUACCCCAGUUUUGGUUGUCACCUAGAUCCAGUAAUCGUUCUAAUGUUGCUUCGAUUUCUCCUUUUGCGAAGUCUGCAGUAAUGAAUUCGGCUAGUGCUCCCAGCAAGCCAAAAUCGUUGCAUCUGUUUGAUUCAUUAAAUGAUGACGUUUUAUUAAGUAAGGAUGCUUUCACUCCUAGACAAAAUAUUAAGAAAUUGGUUAUAACUCACAAGGUCUCUCGAGGUGAAGUUCUUCGAAAUGAAAACCCAUCUGAACCUUCUGAAGUACCAAAGGCAAAUGGAAUUGUGAAGGAAGAGACACCAAAGGUUGACAGUGACCGAACUUACACUUUACCUGACGGCUACUGGAUGAAACCAGGAGUCGAAGAACUGGCUAAAUAUCCUAAGGACAAGUUAAGUUCUGUACACCAGUUUUGUGUUGGGCGUGCUGGUUAUGGUCAAGUUUCCUUUUUAAAACCGGUCGACUUGACUAAAUUCGAAAAAGUUGAGGAUAUCCCUGUUAAUGUUGUUCUUUUUGAGAAAAAGAUUUGUUCUGUUUAUCCUGAGGAAGGGUCUAGUCCACAGAUUGGAGAAGGUUUGAAUGUUCCAGCUAUUAUCACUCUUGAAAACGCAUGGCCUUUAUCUCGAGAAACAAGGGAGCCUAUCAAAGAUGUCAAUCAUCCUAGAUACGCUCAGCAUUUGAAACGUCUUCAACGAAUUAAGGAAACGGAGUUUAUUGAUUUUAAUGAGGGUAAAUGGACCUUCAAAGUACAACAUUUUUCUAAAUAUGGACUGUUCGAUGACGAUUCUGAAAACGACGAAAAUUUAGAGGAUGAGCCCGUUAGUAGUGAAGUUCCAAUGAAAAGUGAUUCAGGUAAUUCAGAAAUGUAUGAGAAGUCGGAUCAUCAAGGUUCGCAAUCUAAUAAGACACAACUUACUCACAAUACUCCAGGCUCUUUUCCUCCUACAAAUAAUCAAUCAAAUGCUUUACGUAAAUUCAAUGAUCAAAGUGAAAAUUUUGAUGAACUUUCAAUAAAGAAAGCAAAGUUACGGACUGAUGAAAGUGGACGUUUAUCCCAAACGUCUUCAAAAGAAAAUGAGAUAAAGAAUGAAUUUGAACCAAAUGAUCUUCUACUGAACAUGACGGAUGAUCCUAACGACUCGAAUGAUUUGAAAAGUCAGGAUAAUAUGGACGAUGAGCCUGAUGAAGUAGUUGGUUCAGAUAUCCAAAAUUCGAUGGUGACAGUCAGUAAUUUGAUUAAUCCGGAUACGUGGCUGGAGCACCUGAAUUUGGGGUUACAGAGAUCUGUAUUAAUAAAAUCUAAGAUGGCGAACACCUCCUCGGUACAAGACAAUAAGGAACAAGCUGGUAGCUUUGCUUAUGAUCAAUAUGACUUAGAAAAAGACCUUUUCGGUAGUAGCUUACCUACCAAACUCGUUUCAUCGGAUUCUGACGACUCCAGUAUAAAGUUUCUUCCGAAGUUUCAUUUUUACCCUAAUGGAUCAUACGUACAAAUAAUAAAUGGAAAGCUUAAAUUAGAUGCAUUGGAAAAAGUAUUCCGUCUCUCUAUCUCAGCCAAUGAGGAUUUUAUUAAGCCACUUGAGUAUCAGCUUUCUGAAAGCGAAAUAUACGUCGAUGCUAAUGAUAUAUGCUCUGUAUCACCACGCUUAUCAAUGGCUAUUGGUGACUUAGCAGCCUUUACAAAAAGCUCUGACGAAAUAAAAAUAUGGGAAUUAGCAUCAAUUUUAUUUGGCAUGAAGGAUUUUGAGGUCCCGACGCCUUUGUCUCCUGAGGCUCGAGAGCUGCUUUCCGAAAAGUUUAUUCGCGAUCGUGUGUCUGAAUGGAUUACAAAGCACGUCAAAGAGGAAAUUUUAGCGAAAGCUCAAAAGGCAGCUAGUUCAGAAGAAAAAAUAUUUAUUUUAUUAACUGGAAAUCAAAUUAGCCUUGCAUGCGAAGAAGCAGUAAACUCGGAAAACAACCGUUUAUCAACACUGAUACCCCUUGUAGAUAGUGAUUUUGAUAUUCAAGCGGAAGUUAAGCAACAAUUGGAUCAAUGGAGAGAGCGAGGUGAUCUUGCUUAUAUAAAUAAGUAUACCCGUCUUAUUUUUGAACUUCUCUCUGGUAAUACUGAUUUAGCUGAGGGUUAUGGAAGGCCUGGAGAAGAGGGUUACGUUCCUUCGAUGUUUGUUUCUCAAGGGUUAAGCUGGUUAAGCGCUUUUGGACUGAAGUUGUGGUACAACGUUGAUAUUAGUAUUACAGAAGCGAUGUCAAUGUACAUGAAUUCUUUAAAAAUGUACGAGAAGGACUUACAAAGACCGAUAGUUUGUGGUGGUUCCAAUGGAGAAGUUUAUGACCUUUUGUUUUUAUUAUUGAAAGCUUAUGCUAUUGGGGCAGUUCUAGAAGAAUUAACGCUUCCAGAAAGCGCAAAAAGCAAUGGGCUUGACUAUCGAGUGGUUUGGCAAUUAGCAAUAUACCUCUCGAAAGCGCGAGCUGUUUUUGAUUUUUCGGACAGAGAUGGCCUGGAUGAAGUAUUAGAUGAAAACGGUGUACACUUCAAACCUCAGAGCGUAAGAGCAGAUACUCUGACACCUUCAUUUGCAUCUCAACUUGAAUGUAUGGGCCAUUGGCAAUGGUCCAUUUUUGUGCUACUGCACGUCGAAAAUGUUGAAACACGUAUAUCUAGCAUAAAAGAAUGCCUUGGUCGUAACGUGAAAUCAGGUUUAGCUGAUAAGGAUGAAAAACUAAUGACCAAAUUACUUAUCCCUAGAAAUUGGAUUCAUGAAGCAAUGGCAUUAAACGCUCGUUACAAUGGAGAACAUGCCAAAGAGGUAACUUAUCUUCAAGAAGCAAAUCUAUUUGAAGAAGCCCAUAAAUGUUUAAUCCGAAGCAUUGCUCCUCAAGCCAUAAUUAGCAACAACUUUGAAGAGUUAAGAUGCUUAUUGGGAGGAUUCCAGGAAAGAAUGGAAGGAAUAAUAGGCUGGAAAUUUGGUGGUCAAUUGUACUCAGAUUAUCUUGACCUGGUAGAAGGGAAGUUUGAAACUGAUGUCGAAACGUUGAAAUUUAUUUUACAAAGAAUUACUGUUGCAUUAAAAGAAGCUGAAUCACAAACAAUUUAUCAAAAGGCCUCUUUGCACAAGAUGAUUCGUUUUGUUAACAAACUUUGCAUAAAUCAGUCGUUAGACGAUGUUGCGUUUAGUUUGCCUCUCACUACUGCUAACAGUCUUCAAAAUUUGCAGUAUAUUUCUGUUCAAUAUUGAAGCUAUCUUCUUUGAUGUUUACGUGAGUUUAUUUUUGACUUAGAAAAAUGUUAUAUAUAUAUAUAUAUAUAUAGGUGAGACUUCCUGUAAAUAGUUUAGCUCUCUCAAUGUAUUUUUUCCAUAGGUUGGUUUUCGUGUAAUGCAACGGUAGCUGAAAUUUCUAAAUUUUAGAAACAGUUUUAAGAACUAGAAUUC